AUGGACGAAUCGCUCGGGCCGCUGGUUGUGUCGGCCGAGCCGGCCCUUCUGCCGCCACGGACGCCUCUUCACGGCCGCUACAGCGCAGUAGUUCCCCUGCAGCCGGAGCACUGGCGAGCCAUUUACAGGCAUCUCGGGGGAGAGGAAAACGCCUGGCGAUGGAAAUACAUGCUCAUUGAUGGCUUCUCCAGCGAGGAAGCGUGCGAGACGACGAUCAAGGCCUGGUCCGCAUCGCAGGAUCCCGUUUACUACGCCGUUCUUUCGGGCCCUGCUUCCGAUGCCGCUUCGGAGCCGGCCGGCAUGUUGGCGUAUCUGGGUAUUGUGCCUGGCCAUCGCAGGAUUGAGAUUGGAGGGGUGAUUCUCGGGGAGGUAUUGAAGCAUUCUAGGGCGGCGACGGAGGCAUUUUACUUGUUUAUGAAGCAUUCCUUUGAGGAUUUGGGAUAUUUGCGGGUUGAGUGGAAGGCGAACCAGCUCAAUGAGCCAAGUGUGGCAGCGGCCAAGCGCUUGGGCUUUACUUUUGAGGGCAUCUUUAGGAAACACAUGAUUGUAAAGGGCAGACGCAGGGACACUGCUUGGCUGAGCAUCAUCGACGAUGAAUGGGAGGCUGCACGAAGGGGAUUCGAGCUCUGGCUGGAUGAGAGCAACUUUGAUGAGAAUGGGAAGCAGAAGAGAGGAUUGCGAGAAUGCAGAGAAACAUGA
Molecule: messenger RNA, 699 nt
Organism: Trichoderma citrinoviride
Lineage: Eukaryota; Fungi; Ascomycota; Sordariomycetes; Hypocreales; Hypocreaceae
Product: acyl-CoA N-acyltransferase
Exons: 2
Coding region: 1-699 (232 amino acids)
Molecular function (GO): protein-N-terminal-alanine acetyltransferase activity; protein N-terminal-serine acetyltransferase activity
Source: RefSeq, a predicted model, not a curated record